Molecule: messenger RNA, 5970 nt
Organism: Lytechinus variegatus (green sea urchin)
Lineage: Eukaryota; Metazoa; Echinodermata; Echinoidea; Temnopleuroida; Toxopneustidae
Product: zinc finger CCCH domain-containing protein 15-like
Exons: 10
Coding region: 99-1379 (426 amino acids)
Biological process (GO): cytoplasmic translation
Cellular component (GO): cytosol
Molecular function (GO): metal ion binding; mRNA binding
Source: RefSeq, a predicted model, not a curated record
UCAUGCGAUUAUUUCCCGGAAUUUAGAUUGAGAAGACGUGUGUGACCGUGGAACAUCUUCCUACAUUUUUUACGUUUAUUUUAGUAUAGUUUGUCAGAAUGCCACCUAAAAAGGGAGGAGGAGGACCGAAUAAGAAAACAGUAGAGAAGAAGAAGGAGAAGAUUAUAGAGGACAAGACAUUUGGCUUGAAGAACAAGAAAGGAACUAAACAGCAGAAGUUCAUCAACAAUGUCACCCAGCAAGUCAAGUAUGGGAACCAAAAGGAUGCAAAAAAGAAUGCUGACCUAGCUGCACAGAAAGGAGCCAAGAAAGAUGCCAAGAAGAAAGAAGCGGAGGAGCUCAACAUGCUCUUCAGGCCAGUCAUGGAGGCUCAGAAACUAUCUAAAGGAGCUGACCCUAAGUCUGUACUUUGCGCCUUCUUCAAACAAGGAUCCUGUUCCAAAGGGGAUAAGUGUAAAUUUUCCCAUGACCUCAACAUACAGCGUAAGGCAGAGAAGCGUAGUGUGUAUUCGGAUGUCAGAGAUGAUGAAUUAGCAAAUGACACCAUGGAUAACUGGGACGAGGAUAAAUUGAAAGAAGUCGUCAGUAAAAAACACGGAGAUGCUAAUGAUGUGAAAAACAAAACUGAUAUUGUUUGCAAGUUCUUCAUCCAAGCUUUGGAGAACAUGAAGUACGGUUGGUUUUGGUCUUGCCCCAAUGGUGAGAAAUGUAAAUACAGACACGCCCUUCCACCUGGGUUCGUUCUCAAGAAAGAUAAGAAGAAGAUGGAUGAACAGGAGGAAGAGCAAAAGAUAUCCUUAGAAGAACUUAUAGAGGAAGAGAGGAAUAAAUUAACAGGGGAACUAACUAAGAUCAACCUUCAAACCUUCAUGCAAUGGAAGAAAAGGAAAAUAGCAGAAAAGAGGGAAAAGCUGGAGGCAGAUCAAAACAAGAAACGAAACGAACUGAAGCAAGGCAAAUCACUCGGGGUUACAGGACGUGAGCUCUUCCAGUUUAAACCAGAGAUGGUUGGAGAAGACGAGGAUGAAGGAGACGUAUUCUCUUACCAACGAGAAACGGAAGAAGAGGAGGAGACGGGGAACGUACAGGACGUCAGUAUAGAGGCGUUUGCUGCUUUAGCCAUGGAGGUUGAUACGUCUUCAGCCAUCACCAGUAGACCUGACGCACCGCAACCUACUACCAAUGGACAGGAUGAUGAUGAAUCGGGUAAACUUGAUCAAGCCGCUGCCAUAGUCCCUGACGAGGACCCUACGUUAGGGGCCAUCGCAGCAGCAGAGGGAGCCCUAGCGAACGGUGGUGAUAUUGACAUUGACGAAGACCUGUUUGGUGCCGAAGCCGACAUCGAAAAUGAAUUAGAUCAAAUUGACCUCGACGAUUAAAAAGUUGGUGAAUUUUAACUCCGUGAAACAAUGCCUUCUGGAUAUCAUGAAACCAAGUGUAAUGAAGAUUUCAGCAUCAGGGUUAGUUGCGGGUGUGAGAGAGAGAGAACAUGGAUUCAUCCUGCCUUUGCUGUAUCCUGUCAAGAAGUCAUCCUUGAUCCUUGUCAUGGACACCUCUGCACUACAGUCUUUGGAGCAAGAUCUUCAGAGACAUAAAGACAUCAAAAAGCGAGCUUCAGUCCCAAGCAGACAAGAACUUAACUUUAUGGAUUCAAAGUUUCUUCAAGAAGCCCAAUCCUACAAUCGGACUGACCCCUUGGAGCUUCCUCGAUCAGCGUACAGACCUCUUCCGUCAAGGUCUUGUUUACUCAAAGACCUGCAAUCAAAUGAUAGUAAAAUUUUUAAGACUGAUCCUGCUUGGUGGAACAUUGGUGAAUUGAACAAUAUGUGCAGCCAACUGUGUAUCUGAUUUGCCAUUGCGAGUUUCCUGAUUGAUACAGAUUUCAAUGUUAUGGAACUCAGGGCCCCGUCUUACAGAGAGUUACAAUUGAUCCGAUCAAUCUCAAGUAUAUGGAAAUCCAUCAACGUCAUAAUUUUUCUUUAGGAAAUUUGCUCAAUGUCCUUUGAAAACAAAGAGAAGCAUACUGAAUUGUCAAGAAAACAGUGAGUGUGUUGAAUAUACAUAAUUUCUAGAAUUUUUUUGAACAAACAUGUAAUUUUAGAUGUUGACGUUGCUGGCUUUCCAUAGUUGCGAUUGGUCGGAUCAAUUGUAACUCUUUGUAAGAUGGGGGCCCAGAACUGCACUCAACCAACAAAGCUCACCCCAGCUCAUCAUCACAAUCCGGUAUUAAGGAUGAUUGACCGACGAUGGAAUGCAAGAGAAUGUGGGUUUAGAUCAUAUGUGGUCUAUGUUUUAAAUGUAUACAGGUUGACCUUUAUUCAUGUGACAUUUUAUCCCCAUUUACAAAAAGGACCUUGUGGUGUGUCACAAAGAGGUUAGUAUGACUUGAAAUCAUGCGUCGUGCUAACGAGCUCAUUCCAUGCAUAAUCUCAUUGAUGAAAAUGCAGUAGGGUGCACCCCUGACCAUGAUCUUCCCUAUGUGGUGAUAUACACGGAACUCUCAAUAUUGAAGUUUGAUUUUUAGUGACACAUAAGUCUUUGUGAAACACCACCCUCAUGUUGAAUAGCUUAUCCUUUCAUAAAUAUCGUCAAAUGAAAUGACUGGUGUCAAAAAAAGAAAAAAUCGUCACACAUCAAUUUUGGUGUAAGUCAUUUACCACAAGAAAGGAUCACCAGUCAGUCGUACACUGUAAAGUUACAAACAGCUUUAUGAAAUACUAUUACCCACCUGAUGUAAACAUGACGCAAAAUAACCACUUUCAUAGAAAGGUAAAAUAUCUUAAUUUACAUAAUAUACUGUAGUUCAAGAUUUCUGAUUUAGAAGUUUUGUAUAAUAAAGACAUUGAUUGGCUCUAUUUCAUGGAACAUCAACCAACUCACUAAAUUGCAAUGGUCAAUCAGAAUCAUUGCAUAUGUGUAUGAAGCUUUAAUGAGAUAUCUACAUAUAGAUUACACCCAGAUUUAGAAGCAUUUUGGAGGGAUAUUUAUUUUUAUUUUCUGUAAUGUCUUGCAUUGAAAUCAGUAAAAUCCCAAAAUCCUGUUGUGACAAUGAAUGCAUAAUUAUGAAUGAAAUAAAGACAAGUUAACAGAUAAAAACAACCGUGAGGAUUGGCAAAUAGAGCCUAUUUCACCAGUCCAUUGAUGAUAUACUAAUAUUGUAGAUGUUUACAUGGCAUUGCAGUGCCAUGAAGCAUUAAUUGAUAUAUUUAUAAAAAAAAAUUGGUAAGCUUCUUUCUUGUGGUUGUCUCAAAUCAUGUGUGUCCUCCAAGGGGAAAACUCCUCAUCCCUCGGCGCCAUUCUAUCAUAGAGCAUACAUUACUUAAAAUUCACAAAUAUUGUUUUGAAACCAUUGUUUAUACAGGUUUCAUGCAUGGAUGCCUAAUUGAGCGUUUGUCAUUGUGAACAAAAAUGGGUAUGUCAUUGACAUGAAAUAUGCAAUAAUAAUGGUUCCAAAACCCCCUUUGUGAGCCUGGGCCUAUGUGUUCCCAAUGGUGGUAAGCGUAUGAGUGAUUAAGUAUUGUCGAAGCAUGGUUUUAAAGCGAUAUUUCCCAAGUAAAUUGAAUGUUGGUUUAGUUGUGCAUUCAUUGUAUCAUCACUAUUAGACGCCCUUAAUUUCAUACUCGCUUCUAUGAGAGCAAAUAUUUUAACCGUCACACACCAUUUAGGGAUGGGGAAUUAUGGAAUACGUAUUACAUGAAGAAUGGGGCAGCUCCUUGUGUGUAAUGUCAGAAAGUCAUAAAGUCAAAAUAUCAUUACUCUUAUUCUUUAAUGGACUUUGUGAAACCUUCACCAAUAAUUUUCUCUAUCUUUGUUUUUACAAAAGCCAACUUAUCGUCUUGGUGUACUCCACCUCUUUAAGUUUUAUUCAUGAUUAUUUGAUCAAGACAUAAUUAGGUAAUACUAUAUCAUAGCUUGGCCAACUAAUGAAAAAAAAAGAUGAUCAAAGAAUUUUGUGAAAAAGGGUACAUGUAUGAGCAUGAUGACUGCAUCCACAAGAGUUGAGAUAGAGGGUGUGAGGGGCAUUGCACCCCCCUAGAAAAAUAUAUAAUGAAUUGAUAAAUACAUAAAUGAAAUAAAUAAAUAGAUGAUAAGAGGAAUAAAGAAUAAUUUCCAUGACCAAGAAAAAAAAAGAGAAAAAGAAAGAAGAGGUAUGGUGAAAUAUGAUAUAAUUUUGCAAGCAUUACUCGAAAUCUAUCCAAAGUUAGAUUUCGUCAUAAAAAGGUCAACAUUUACAUGUAUGCUCACUUGCUUCUCAUGCUUGUUGCUUUUUAGAAAUUUUCCUCCAUACGGCAUGUUGUCCAUCCUCAAAGUUUUUGGCUCAUUUUGUCACUGACUCCAACACCUUUAUGCAGAGUGCUCCUUCCUGCUUUUCUGAAUUAUUCUUCUGGUUUCAAAGUAUAUUUUUUCUUUGGUAGUAUUUUCCUCAUUAAAGUACAACUUAGCAUGGGAAUCAUCCAACCCUCUGAGAGUGAAAACAUCUCUCUCCUGAAUGAAUAGUGCUGUUUUCAUGUGAAAUGAUUGUGAGAAAUGAUAAUCACCAGUCUUCCUGUUUUCAUUCUCUUGAACUCCUAAUAGACAUAGGCCCGUAUUCUGAAGUUGGGUUUAUCUUAAACUCGGGUUUUAAGUUGUGAUUUAAGUAUAGAUAACCAAUCGUUUCAUAAAUCACUAACAGUAGAGAUAUUAUUUUUUUCAGCUCAUGUGGCUCUCAAAUCAUUCAUAACUGUGUAGGACGCAUAUACAUGUAUUAUUGUCUGCAUUAUUGAUGAGUCAGGAAAGAACACAGUCAUCAUGAGAAACAUACAACUGAUUAAAAAUUUUGACACUUUUGGCUUUCCAUAAUUUUAGCACAGAGUUAGACCAUGGUUUAAGUUAAACCUGACUUCAGAAUACGGGCCAUAGAGGUCUUUAUUCUAAAUGCAAUGAUUUGAUUUAAACUCUGGUCUAAAGUUGUGGUUUAACUAUGGAUAGCCAAUUGUGACAGGUAUCUCUAAGAGUACAAGUUCAACUUGUCAGCUGAUUUGACACUCAAAUCAUUCAUAACUGACUGGGAGUUAUUACUGAGGAAAGAGUGAAGAUAGUAAAGAUUGGAAACAAUUUAAAUGCAAUUUGAGAAAGUGUUGGAUUCCCAUAGUUUUAACAGAGUUAAACCAGUGCUUAAGUUAAACUGGAUUACAGAGCAUGGGGCACUCAGUUUAGUUGCCAAUUUGAAGUUAUUCACUGAGGAAGCAUUAUUAAACAAAAUAGCCUCACAUUGGAAUAAACAAGUCAGAUUAAUGAAACUAAAACCUCUGACAGACCGAAAGGGAUUUGCCCACGAAUUAACUAUGCACGAAUUCAUACACAUUUGUAAUAUAUGUUGACAUGAUACCAAAGUAGGAAGAAAAUCUAUUUAAAAGUAAAAAAUACUAGUGAUAUGAAGACAAUUUGUUUGGAAAUGAAUUGUCAAGGUGUGUUGAUCUUCAAUUCGAGUCAGCUGUGAAACGUUUACUAUAAUUUAUUGUCCAUUCAAGCUUGUGCACAUGUAUUUGCCUCAUGAUGUGCCAUGAAGUUGAGAAGUAUGACAAUUUACAUUUGUGAUUUUAAUAAUACAAGUAAUAAUCAAUUUAUCAUUAUUAUCAUUUCACUAAAAAUGAUUUCCGUUUCUUAUUUUGCAUCUAUUUCUUUAAUACGAAUUGCAAUUUUUCUUCAAAAGCAGACUUUAUCUUGCUUUGAAGAAAUAUCCCCUCAUAUGAGGAUAUGAUUUUUUUGGGGGCUGAUGUUCACACUGUCGCUGCAGACUAAUCAUUUCCCGUGUGAGUGGCAAUCAUAGUAGUAGUCUGAACUGCAUGCAUCAUGCUUGUAAUACAGCCACACACACAUGGUUUGACUCGUCAUACGACUCAUUGCGUGAUUGGAAUGAAUACAUUGCAUGACGUCAUCUCAUGAAGGUGGUGUGUGGGAUAUGAAUAAAUACAGAUAUAUUGACAUGUA